UCGGUGCCAAGUUCUAUGUUGAAUUCAGACAGACAUGAUAAAGUCCUGAAACCAACACGUGACCAUCUCUUAUUUAUGUCUUUUAGAGUGCCUCGUGUAUAUAUUUUCUCUCCACUGAUGUUUGGUCUUACUAUCUUUUUAUUUAUGAUAGCCAAAAUUAUGAUGCUUCAGAGGAACCAAAUGAGCAGUUUAAUGUAAUCUGUUUUCACCAGAGACAUUUAUUGCAUUAAUCUUUAACUCAUUUUUCGAUGUUUAUUUUUCAGUAAAUAUUUGUAAUAUAGGAUGAGCAUUAGACUUUUAUCAGAUGAAGCAUUAUCAGCCUUACCGGGAGAAAGUGGAAGUAUAGCUGAAGCAGUGGGUCCUGUCGAAGGCUUGGCACAAGGGUCAUCAGGUGAACCGAUAGAUCCGAGUAAUACCAGUGCUUUAGCGGCUGCUUAUAACUUCACCGGCAGUAGUGCUUCAGCCCAUGGCGCGACUAUGCAAGAAUAUUUUGUACAGGCUGUGAUCUCAUCUCCUAUUCAGCACGAAUUAUUAUUGAAUCGACUUCAUGGAUUGUGUCGUGAAUGGACAGAUUUCUGUGACCAGGAAAUUAUUUUUGAAAUAGGGAGUGAUUCCCGAGCAGAUGCAAGUAGUCUUGUAGGUAACAGGUCAUCUGCAAAUACAUCAGCUGCCAUCGGUGCCUUAGCCAUCUCUGGAUCGGGAAGUGCUAAUGUUACUGUACGUGUGCGUCGAAGUCUUCUAGAUAAAGUAAACAGAAUUGGUCGUGAACUUUCCGUCCUACGUUAUUUGGGUGCGGUGGAAACUGAUAAAAUAAUUUUACGACGUAGCUGUCUUGAAGUGCCUGUUACGGGACCUAUUGUUAGCUUUCUUUAUGAUUUAGGCUUCGAACAUGAAUUCACCUACAUAGCUGAAGGUCAAGAAUUUAUCCGUGGACGCGUUAAAGUGUUGGUCUACACUUUAAAUGAAAUCACUCAAUAUCAUAGUUUAACAGUUUCAAAUACUAUGGGUUUGAGUUUUGAUGGACAGCUAAUCCCAUUAGUAAACUAGACCACAACAGGAACGACGGGAUGUACCAGGAUAAUAUGAACUCAUUUUGUGGAAUGAGACCGUUAUUAUUAAUAUUAUUUUGAAGGAUUCUUCUGAACUGGCCACAAUCUGAACAAUACAAAAAAUAUAAAUUACAAUGAAGAUAUGAACAUUCUCUUUCGUGAUUGAUUGGAACUAAGAAUAAAAAUGCGGAAUUAGCACCAAAAGAAUGGAGACGUAUUUGUUCUCGUAGUUGGAUGGUAGAGAUAAGCACAAUUGGUAGUCCUGCAGAUGACUCCUUACAAGAUGAAAUAACUGAGUUUACAGAACUUCUUCAUCCACUCAUUGUUCCAACAAAACUUGAUCACAGUCCGUUCACUCGUAAAUGAUAUCUAUAUUCCUACGGGGAGUAUUUCACCAAAUAUUUUGCUAAGAUGGUGGUCGUCUGUGAAGUGUACACUCUAAUUUAAUUAAUUAUAACACUUAUUUGACUUGUGUAAAUACAAUAAAACGUUCAAAAUAAAA
Messenger RNA from Trichobilharzia regenti, 1551 nucleotides. Lineage: Eukaryota; Metazoa; Platyhelminthes; Trematoda; Strigeidida; Schistosomatidae. The record is from the annotation of a GenBank genome assembly.